CGCUGGCAGCCAUGCAGAUCGUUGCGCCGGGGAACUUCCUCGAUGGUGUGGUAUUCGCAGUGUUCGUGAUGUUUGCCUCUGGCGCUGCCCUGAUGGUCUUCGGAGAAUUCCACACGACAGCACCCGCGCGUGUUUAUUGACCCGCGUUUGAGUUGUCAAUUGCAGCAUGUGCCACGACGCAUUUGGAACUUCCCACUCCAGUCAACCUUUGUCAGAUGGCCGUUGCCUUACAGGCCGAGCCUCGCCGCACAGAGUGGUUUGAUUUCGGCAGGUGCUCGGGGUUCCUUAGGUCUCUUCUUGGGUGUUCCCUCUGGCGCUCCUCGCACAGCUGCGCUAGGCUCAGUUGGGGCAACAAGUAGUUUCGCUCCUGAUGUAAGGUUCAUAGCUGCAAGACUUUGGCUUGGGUUUUGGAUGAGAGGUUGGAUUCGUGUAGAGUAGAGAUCCACUCGAGCUCAACGACAUUGAGUUUGUCGAUGCCCGCCAUGCUAUUGGGGGUGAGGCCAGCGUUGUCUUCUCAUGGUACAGGUGGGCGGUCGCAACUCAAGAUCAGUAUGUCCGUUUCGACAGUGCUGUAUUGCCUUGAGGGCGGCUGUUUCGGGUUCCGAGUCUCAUUCGGGAUUUCAUUUCAUAGUAUUAGGGUUACCGUGCGGGGAGUUGUAUACGUCAUAGCCCCCUUUGCGUUGGGCACUGCAAACGAAGUUUCGUGGCAGAGGCAUGGAUUUAUCGAAGACGCCUACUGCGAAUCACCGCCACACCAGAUGCGGGCGGCCCUUGCAGCGCUGGUGGAGGGCCUCGGUUUCCAGUGCCCGUUCAGCUGGCACAGCUGCCGCCGUGGCGGCGCGUCGGAGUGGUUCCUGCGGACCAAGAGAACGGGGCUCACCUUGGUCCGUGGGCGUUGGGCCAGCAGCCUCACGGCCCGUAUAUAUGUGGAGGAUGCGCUGGCUAACCUCGCGCGGGUCCAGCGCGGCGAUGCGCAGGCGACGCUCGUCCGACAGUGGCUUGGAUCGCUGCGCAUCUUCUCCGAACUGCCCUAGGGCAGUAUCUGUUCUUACAUGUGUGUAAACGUUCACUUUUUUCGGCACCUCCUUCUCACCCGCCCCGCCUCGAGGUCCUAUACCUGAAGGCCCCAUGGGCAAGCCAGCGUUGGCCGACAGCUGUUGCGCGUGCGUG
Prorocentrum cordatum is the source of this 1170-nucleotide messenger RNA. The record is from the annotation of a GenBank genome assembly. NCBI's taxonomy places the organism in Eukaryota, Dinophyceae, Prorocentrales, Prorocentraceae.